Penicillium subrubescens is the source of this 636-nucleotide messenger RNA. RefSeq names its product putative ssDNA binding protein Ssb3. Lineage: Eukaryota; Fungi; Ascomycota; Eurotiomycetes; Eurotiales; Aspergillaceae. Gene Ontology annotation, cellular component: nucleus; DNA replication factor A complex; site of double-strand break. The coding region runs from base 82 to 453 and encodes 123 amino acids. Gene Ontology annotation, molecular function: single-stranded DNA binding; damaged DNA binding. The record is from RefSeq and is a predicted model, not a curated record. The transcript has 3 exons. Gene Ontology annotation, biological process: base-excision repair; DNA replication; nucleotide-excision repair.
CAAACCAACUACUCGCACACCUCGAAAGCCUCUUGAUCGCCUCACUACCCCUCUUUUAAGUCUCUAUCAACAACCACCAAAAUGUCCCUCCAAACCCCCCGCAUCCUCCCCUCCCACCUCAACGCCUUCCACCCCUCCAGCUCAGCCCCACGCUCAACACACACCGUCCGCAUCUUAGGCACAGUGACCGGACUCCGUGGCGACCAAGCCACAAUUACAUGUGGUAAUAAUGGCGAUGUCACUCUCCUCUUGAAGCCGGAUUCGCAUUUGCAAAUGGGCAAGCUCGUGGAGGUUGUAGGGAAGGUUACUGAUUUGGAGGGUGGUCAGGGUCUUGGUAUUCGGGUAUUGGGCACGACGGACUGGGGUAACCCUUCGGACUGCGACUACAAAAUCUACGAACAGGUCGUCGAGGCCACCCACCGCUUCAAGUCUAUCUUCUACGACGCAGAGUAAAAAGUGACUGAGCUGAGGUGGGAUGAAGGAUAUGCCGUGUUCUCAGGAUCCGAAUAUUUGUUAGAAGUCAUGUCUAGAGGAUGGGGUGAUUCGAUGUUACCAUUUACUUGUUUCGUGUCCUCAUUGGACUUUUGCAUAUCACGUACGAUUUCAUGAUCAAUGGAACUUUUGUCCACGACAACA